Molecule: messenger RNA, 1249 nt
Organism: Candoia aspera
Lineage: Eukaryota; Metazoa; Chordata; Lepidosauria; Squamata; Candoiidae
Gene: ASPNAT
Product: N-acetyltransferase 8 like
Exons: 3
Coding region: 95-958 (287 amino acids)
Cellular component (GO): mitochondrial membrane
Molecular function (GO): L-aspartate N-acetyltransferase activity
Source: RefSeq, a predicted model, not a curated record
CACGAGCCCUCCAAGCGCAGCCGCUGCCGGGCAAGGUGCAGCUCCCCCGCCCCGGUAGAUUUCGAGCUCCCCUUUUUCCCCUUGGCUCGUUUGCAUGAAUUGUUCGUCUCCCAAAAUGGUUUGCGAGACCAAGAUAGUGGCGGAAGAUCACGACUCGCUGUCAGCAGCCAAGAAGGAGACCAUCGUUGUUUCCUCCGCUCAGAUGUGGCCUCCUGUCGGGGGCUCGCCGCCCGCUUCGCCCAGCGCGCCGCCGGCGGGCGAAGGGGAGCAGACGGCGGGCGUCUUCAUCCGGGAAUUCCACCCUUCGGAAGAAGAGGUGGUGCGGCGCAUCUUCUACGAAGGCAUCAUGGAGAGGAUCCCCAACACAGCCUUCCGCGGGCUGAAGGACCAGCCCUUGACGCAGCUGCUUUACGGGACAAUGGCCGUAAUAUGCUUUGUUGUGACCAAGUCCUUGCUGAUGACCUGCUGUUUGCCCUUCUUUCUAAUGGGCAUGAGGUACUACUUCAGUCGAAAAGUUAUCCUCAGCUAUCUCGAAUGCGCCUUGAAUACGGACAUGUCUGAUAUUGAGCAAUAUUACAUGAAAUCCCCAGGUUCCUGUUUCUGGGUUGCAGUGUUAAAUGGCAACGUGGUGGGCAUUGUGGCAGCGAGAGGCAACGAGGAAGACAAUACAGUGGAACUGCGUCGCAUGUCUGUGGACUCUAAAUACCGUGGUAAAGGGAUCGCUAAAGCUCUGGGUCGCAAGGUGCUGGAGUUUGCCAUGGUCAAUAGCUAUUCCUCUGUUGUCCUGGGAACCACAGCAGUGAAAGUGGCGGCCCACAAGUUGUAUGAGUCUCUAGGAUUCAAGCAUGUUGGGGUGGUUGAACACUAUUCUCUGCCUGGAAUGACACAUUCUAUUCUAGAGCAAAUAUUUUUCCAGCUUCGCUACCACCACUACUGCCUGCAGCUGCGUGAAGAAUGAGAGCGGUGCGUUGUGUUCCUCCCCAGAACCUCCCUUGCCAAUGUCUUGUGGGGGUUUAUGUCAUGGUUUAUUUGCCAUUUCUCCAUUUCAUUUUCUUCAUUGGCUUUGUACAAUUCCUUGUACAAACAAAGGGCCCUUCUUUUCUGAGAUGCUUGUAGGGUGAUGGCACUAAUGCUGGAGAUACUGUUCGCUGCCCUUGGCCUUCUGUGGGUCAAGGUCAGGAUGGACAUUAUCACUCUCCCAGUCUGACCCAGGUUACCUACCUAAGCACAGAAAUGUUAAUGCAUAACA